CGUAUGUUAUACAUAUGAAGUUAAUAUAAGACACUGCAAAUACACUUUCGAAGCCAAAAGAAAUUAGAGUUAUCAAAACAUGGCAAACCACAUGAUCUCAAAAUGUUUUAAUAUCUUUGUCAUCCUAGCAAUCAUUGCCGCAUUGCAAUAUUCAAGAGUGGAAGCAGGCAUAUGCUCAGAAGUUUUUCAGAGAUGUGAUGAUAUGGAUUGUCCUUCACACUGUAAAUCAACAUACGGCAGUCGUAGUUUAGGGCAUACAUGUGAUCUGUUCUACCUCUGCACUUGUUCUUUCAAUCAAGAUCCUUCUUCACCCAAUUUGUGUCACAUUGGGGAUGGAACAUGCUUUACUGGUGAAUGUGAUGCAGCUUGCUGUAAUGCAAAGUGUGCUGGCAGUUUGAAGCAAGGUUCUGGGAUUUGUAUUCCAAACCAACAUACCAAGGAUAGAUGCGUUUGUACUUAUAGAAGCUAGAUUACUCAGAUUGUAGUUAAAUAAUACUAUGAAUCAAAAUAUUUUCUUUUGGAAAAUUUUCAUUUCAA
Messenger RNA from Lathyrus oleraceus (garden pea), 537 nucleotides. Its product is annotated as defensin-like protein 183. The transcript has 2 exons. The record is from RefSeq and is a predicted model, not a curated record. Bases 80 to 469 code for a protein of 129 amino acids. Lineage: Eukaryota; Viridiplantae; Streptophyta; Magnoliopsida; Fabales; Fabaceae.